Molecule: messenger RNA, 2198 nt
Organism: Vitrella brassicaformis
Lineage: Eukaryota; Vitrellaceae
Source: the annotation of a GenBank genome assembly
AGGAGAUGCCUUGGUGGUCCAAAUGGCAUCCGUUCCAAGUGGACAGGCCCUUCAAAUGGUGGCUGGUCCGGGUGUUGAUCGUCACUUUCGCCCUGACCAUCUUGAACAUCGUGCUCGUCCUCCGCCGCACAGACAUAUACCUCCCAACCCACAGCCUUCGACAGCCACACAGAGAAGCCGCCGGGCGUGCACAUCGACUUCGGCAGCCGCCGCAGCUGGCCGCGGACGUGUCUGCACUGAAGCAUGAAGUCGUGUACCCGGGGGGCGGCAAUGAGUCCGAUUUGCUGUGGCAGUACCGCCAGAUGUGGCCGUCGGAACGGUGGCUGGAGCGGCAUGUCAAGCCAUUCACGCAGCCGCCCAUUCGCCUUAACAUCAGCCAUGAGCUGGUCCGCCUUCUCGACACACCAGCGACGACGAAGGUCUCAGCUCCCUUCCUGGCCAUCAUCAUUCCGACCGUGCCGCGGGGGAAUGGCACCGACUACCUCAACCCGACACUCGCAGCACUGAUCCAGCAGCUGGAUGGAUCAUCAGCAGGCGGACUGUCGUCUCUUUCUUCCGACGAUACGAGGGCUCUCGGUGCGCUGAAGAGGCGCGUCGGUGUGUUGGUGUAUCAUGCCUUUGAGGAGGGCAGGGCGGCGAUGCCGCACGCCGCUCUCGACAAGGCAGAAGAGACAUACCGCCGUGAUCGGCGAGUGAAGAUUGUGAGGGAGGGGCAUGAUUACGUCGGUGCGCCGUGCUCACCAGCAGCAGGUGCGUCAGCACACACACGUCCCCUUCCCCACAGCCCCAGUCAUAGAUAGACUGCUUCCUGCGUCUUGCAGGUCGUCGUGACGAAGGCCAGACACCUCCCGGCCCCACAACCCGCCGCCAUACGUGUGAUGUGAUCCAUCUGUUCAAGACGGCCCUGCACGAGUUUUCGUUGACGCCGUAUUUCCUGCUGAUGGAGGACGACUUCGUCGUGUGUGCGGGGGGCGUGCUGGCCCUGCUGUGGGCCAUGCUCAAGGCGACCAGGUACUUUGGCCAAUGGAGCGCCCUCAGAGUCAGUCUCGGUGAGCUCACAAGCGACCCGCCCGGCCACCCAUUCUGUCUGCAGAUGUGCUCGUGGUCUAUGUCUGUCUGGUUCUGUCGUCUGUCAGGCCUUAAUGGUCUUGUGUUGAAGCGUGCGGACAUCCCCCUGCUGUCGCAUUUUCUCUACAGCAACGGCAUGGCCCUUCCUGUGGACCUGCUCGUCAACUACUGGCUGAGCAAGAGACGCGUGCCGAGUGCAACGGCAGGAGGAGGAGGCACAGGCACAGAUGGACGGCUCAGGCAGUCAUCGGCGGCGUACUUGCGUGACCGGAUCCCGCUGGUGUAUCGGUACAACCUGAUGCAGCACAUUGGGGACCUUUCGGCGUACCCAGGUGCGUCCAGACACCCACAACAGUUGCGGAAUAAUGGCAGGGAGGAGGAAAGUUUGUUUGUGUGUGUCUGUGUCAGGCUAUCGCUUCCACGAGGCCCGGCCAGGCCUCCGCUGCUAUGAGACCAUCGGCUCCUACAUGGACGUGUUCGAGUCAUUCGACCUCUCACGCUGCCCCCAGGAUGACAUAUUCCCCUGCCACACCACACACCCCAUAGCCCCGCUAAAGCACUGGGGGGUAGGGCGUGCAGAGGGCCGUGAUCAUGGUCAUGAGCUGACGCUGGUCGCAGCCAUGGUGGGUCAGGCGUGUGUCGAUGCCUGUAGAGAGCGGGGAGCGGAGUGCGAUGCGACUGGCUUUGUCAAGGUGAGAGGGGGACACAUGCGCAGAGAGAGAGAGAGAGACAUGAAGUGCGCAGAGUCCCCAAGUGUUUGUUCGCAUCGUCAGGCCAACAGUUGUGGUGCUUUGCUGGAGCACUUUCCGUGUGGAGGUGGUUGCUGGAAGGGCCAUGGCCGCGUCAACCCCCUCUACAUCGCCACUCAACAGCACCAGCCGAGGACAGCGGAUGUGGGCAGGUGGCACGCACCAACCAAUGAGACAGGAAGGUGCGUGUCAUUAAUGACGCGUGGCGGUGUGUGUGUGUCACGGCUCUGUGUGUGGUGUGGUAUGCAGAUGUGUGGUUGGUGGUGAGGCGGAUCGCUCGACGUGUCAGGGCCACCAUGAGGGCACACGCCGGCUGUGCCCAUGCAGCAGCGGGCCAUCCAUGGUGUGACUGGCCAUGACACACAAUGCAAUCAAUCCAUC